Alternaria burnsii is the source of this 519-nucleotide messenger RNA. Its product is annotated as proteophosphoglycan 5. Bases 1 to 519 code for a protein of 172 amino acids. The transcript is spliced from 2 exons. Lineage: Eukaryota; Fungi; Ascomycota; Dothideomycetes; Pleosporales; Pleosporaceae. The record is from RefSeq and is a predicted model, not a curated record.
AUGAGCCACCCAACACAUCCCGCGACAGUGCACUUCCCCAUCACAACCACCCUACUCACGGGUGGUCUGGAUGCGGUAUACUUCCUCUCGAAGUAUGCACCGACGUCCGGCGCUGUGGCCUCGGCCUUCAAAACCCUAGACAUCGCCAUAAACCCGACCAUUUUCCCCCUCCUAUCCUACUACACCACUCUCCUCACCCUCAUCUUCUCCGCGCCCGCCGUCGCCACCGGCAUGUACGAGUUCAUCCCCCUUGUCAAACGCGACGGCUUGAAGUCGAAGAAGGCACAGGUCGGUGCGCUACACGCUGUCAUCAACGACGUAACGGUGAUUGGUGCGGCCUUCAACUGGUGGACGCGCAGGAGCAACCCCGGCAUGGUGCCGAGUGACACAAAUAUCUUGAUCAGCAGUGUCAUUGCCCUGCCGGCUACCAUGUUCGCGGCGUACUUGGGUGGCAGUCUGGUGUACGUAUAUGGUAUGGGCUUCAGGGGUGGACAGGCAAAGGCGAAGAAGGCGCAAUAG